Messenger RNA from Sporothrix schenckii 1099-18, 4044 nucleotides. RefSeq lists its product as uncharacterized. Gene Ontology annotation, molecular function: NAD+ poly-ADP-ribosyltransferase activity. NCBI's taxonomy places the organism in Eukaryota, Fungi, Ascomycota, Sordariomycetes, Ophiostomatales, Ophiostomataceae. The record is from RefSeq and is a predicted model, not a curated record. The transcript has 2 exons. Bases 1 to 4044 code for a protein of 1347 amino acids.
AUGCCAAGGAGGGCGCUUGUGGCCGAUGUGGAGGUGAUCUCGGCCCAGGCCUCAUCUGGAGCUCUGCCUUAUAUCAAACACAUCACAUUCGACAGUACUGAUGAUAUUGUUACUGUUGAUCUGCGCUACCAACAGCUGACUCUACCAGUAGUGGUGACCAUCAUAUGCGGAGACAUUGAUAGCUACCCUUCUUCAAAGUCCUACUUUCUCUCCUUGGAUCACGCGCCAGAUGGGUAUAACCAGGCUCUGACCAAGGUUCAGAGCGCAAACGAAAUCCGAACGCUUUCCGAAGUCAUCCAACAAGUACAUAAAGCAUUUGUCCGUUUGCAGGAUAAAGCCAGAUCUGGCAAGCUACCUACCGCAGAGGACGUUAUUAUUAUACACGAUAGCGAUAGCGAAAAUGACAGUGGCAGCAUUGGCGUACAAGUGCCUAAAACAACCAGCAGCUCUGCAUACCUCAACCGACGAAGAAGAAAAAAGUCCCCAGCUACAGAUUCUCCGCGAUUAGGUGGUGAGCAAGUCAGUUUGGACUGUGACAGCGAUGAUGAAACCAUCCGGUCAGGCCAACUUACAAUAUCGCCAUCAAAGGCUCUGGGACACAGGUGGGCCAAUUCAAGCGCUGGCCUCCCACACCAGACAUCCUCUGUCAAUAUUACGACGGCCAAAAAAUCUGCUAGUAGUGGACAAAACGGUAUAGAUGACGUCUUGGGCGAAGCUGGCUACGCUUCUGACGAUUCUGGUUUGUACGACUCUUGCGACGUCGGAGACGCGGACGACGCCGAAGAUAACAGCUUCAUAUACUACAGCUCUGUGGGCCAACCGCAUCCCAGAACAGAGCGCAUCAGUGUCGAUCUUACAGCUGUCCGUCAAAAUGGGUAUUAUUUUGGCGUCCUGUCCGGCAUGGACGAAGCAUCGACAGAGAACCUCCUUGCUAUCUCCGUCCGGACUUCGGAUCUAGGGCUCUCGCCACAGAUGCUACUGGCUUGGGAUCUUGACCCUGACAUGUUCAUUGUGAUGCUCAUCCGGCUCACCUCUCGCUAUAUGGGGUACGAGUCCCUCAUUAAUUCGUCUCAGUCGGACGUCGGCCUCUCUUUUCGCAUUGGAAAGUGUGCGGCCUACAAACCGUUUCUGAGUGAUGCCAAUGAAGCCUUUGGGAUUAGCAACAACAGCCAGGAUAAUCUUCUGCCAGACAAGACAGGCGCCACCUUCUCCAAGAUUCUGAUAUCCAAGAGCUUAGCCUCUUUCAUGAAUGGUCACUUUUUAAACCUAGCACGGUACCACGAGGAUACCGCUUGCUCGUGGGCCGAUGCUGUGGAUGCUGUGGUGAACGGCAGGAGCCCAAAUCGAAAUAAGGGAGACGCCUGCCUCCCUGCCUCCGGAAACGACAAUGCCUCGGAUAAUCGACAGAAAAGCUUCCCGUUGCUUGCUAUGCAGUUUGCGAUGGACCAACUCACAAAUUGCACAGCAUACUGCCAGGUAUGCCACAACCUCGUUGAAGACAAGCUGCGUUCGCUGAAGCCGACGGUCUGUUCGCGAGACCUUUGUCUCUUUCAGUACAUGAGUCUUGGCAUGGGACGCUCGGCAGAAUACGAGAUAUUAUGCCAGCCAAACGUUGUCGACUUGCUCAUCAAUUUUUGCUAUGCAGCGCUACGGUCGUCUCUGACUGCUGCGAUCGAUCCUGUCCGCGCGUAUCCUACAUGCUUGCCUCUAAAAAUCGUCGACUGGCACGACCCGCACAGUGGUGUAUACAGCAGACACAUUGGCAACAGGACAUCCUUCAUUCUGUCGAAAUCUGCAGAUAGCAAGUCGUCGAUCCAAAAAUUCAAACCCGGUCAGUGGGUGGCCGUUGUCUUGGGUAGGCUGGCGGCCAAUUUAAGCUACAACAUACUUCUCGGCUCGACUCAUGAAGCGAAUGGGUCAGGCUCGAAGGAAGAGCUUCAACCCUCCCUUCCACAUAGUGAUUUACGACACGCGAUUGUCACAGGCGUGGAUGAGGAAAACUCGACGGUCUACGUUCACCACUUCGACGACGAAUCCACCACCAUACGCAACCGAGGAGCCGAGAUAUAUCGAUACACAAAAGACUUUGACGAUAUUCCCGCGAAAGACAAAGCUGCCCAGCUACUGAUUUUGCUUGACACUCUACCGCCGGUUACGUACUUGAAGUCGGAGUUGGAAAAGCCGUCGGUGAACGACUUGAAGUCCGUCGCUGGCGUAUCGCCCGCAGCAGCCGUAUUGCUCCGGUGGAUCAUUGCAACGAAUCGAUCGUGCGUCCUGCAAAUCCACGAGCCGAAACUCAUGGUCAAGGAAAAGAGAGACGACGGCACGCUCGCUCCACCAGAAAAUCUCUUACAGUUUUGUUUCUUGCAGGGGCUGCCCGAAGCCGACCACGAGUUUCAGCAACAGGUGGCCCAAGCCGACAACCCGAACCAUCCUACGUUGCUAGCAUGGCACGGAAGUCGUAUUAGCAACUGGCACAGUAUCCUUCGAACUGGACUGGACUUCUCUAUCACCAUGAAUGGUCGUGCAUAUGGUAAUGGCGUUUACUUCAGUCCUGAUUUCACAGUCAGUCUCCAAUAUGCGGGAAAAUUGAAAAAAGAGCCUCAGUGGCCCAAUGCAUUUCUCGACCUGUGCUCUGUUGUCAGCCUCAACGAGAUCAUCAAUGCACCCUCAAAAUUCAUAAGCAACACACCACACUAUGUAGUUCAAUACGCCAACUGGAGUCGAUGUCGCUUUCUGUUUGCGAAACCCGAAUCGACAGCGGCUCCGCUCUCGCAGCCAGCCCCAGUUGCGGGCCCAGCACCGCAGGCAGUCUCGACGCUGUCCAGCACGUUCAGCGCCGCGCCAUACCGCCGUCCUCGAUACAAAACGAUGGCCGUACCCUCGGCUGCUCAAACGCCGUUGCCGGCCGACACACCCAGACUACCAGCAGGACAAACAUUAGCGCCUACGCAGCCCCAAAGCUCUAUACAUCGUUGGCAAUCCUCACAGACCUCACCGAAUGCUCAAAAUGAGUUUUUUCAGGACGAUCCCGAGAGAUUGCUGUAUGGUCCCCUGCGUGGCGUUAUCGUUGUACCCAACGCGUCGAUGCCAGCUCCAUCGAAUACUUGGGAAGUUACCAACCGCCAUACGAAGCGACCGAGGACCAAAUCGCCUGAGGAAAUAACCAUGGACGCCAGCGAUUUAGCAUUUCUCGCUAACGACAGGGGAGUGAGAAGGUCGCAGAAUAAGAAGCAAGUGGCCGCUUUCACGGUCAGGACUGAAUCUUCUCCGACCAGCAAGAUACCAAAUGGGGCUGUUGUCAUCGAUUUACUUUCGGACUCGGAGGCGGACGAAUCUGUGCUGAGGCCCAGCUUAAAAUUAGCACCUGUUGUAACUACAACCGUUUCUACCGCGAAGGCCAUGCCACCAAUGCCCCUCCAUGUGACGUCGUUCAAACCCGGCUCGCUGGACUACACAUCGCUUCCGCAACUGCCACUUCCGCCGUGGUGCACUCCGCAAGCGCAACGGGCACUAGGACGUGAAAUGGACAGGAUGCAAAAGGUACAGAGAGACACGCCGUUGAGCGAGCUGGGCUGGUACAUUGAUUUCACUCGAAUGGACAACAUGUGCCAGUGGAUUGUGGAACUGCACAGCUUCGAUCGGACGCUGCCUCUAGCUGCCGACAUGGAACGCCUGGGCGUGCAAUCGAUUGUAUGCGAGCUGCGGUUUGGCGCAGACUACCCCAUGUCGCCGCCUUUGGUGCGAGUCAUCCGGCCGCGAUUCGUCCCGUUCUUACAAGGCGGUGGUGGCAAUGUGACGAGCGGCGGUGCCAUGUGCCUGGAACUGCUCACGAGCACCGGAUGGUUGCCGGCUUACCAGACUGACGCUGUGCUCUUGCAGGUGCGGCUGGCCAUAAGUGCAACGGACCGACCAGCGCGGCUGGAUGCCCGGAACGUUCACAAAGAUUACGGCGUGGCCGAGGCGUUUGACGCGUACAAACGAGCUGCCGUAAUGCAUGGUUGGAAGGUGCCAGAGGAUAUGCAGAAACGAAUGACGUUUUGA